Haliotis rufescens (red abalone) is the source of this 1630-nucleotide messenger RNA. RefSeq lists its product as uncharacterized. The record is from RefSeq and is a predicted model, not a curated record. The coding region runs from base 17 to 949 and encodes 310 amino acids. Lineage: Eukaryota; Metazoa; Mollusca; Gastropoda; Lepetellida; Haliotidae. The transcript has a single exon.
UUCGUCUCCUGAUCUAAUGGACCUCAGCACAAUCAGCUUCUCAAGUGAAGAGUUUGUUCAGGAAAGUACGCUCGGGUCUACGACGAUGCCACAAGACAGCAGCAUUUACAAAUCAAUCUCCCAAGACAAACGUCCUACUGCAGAUGCUCAUUCAGAAACCCUGGCUCAGGAGAGUCACGUAAUACAAGGUCUUGUAACAAGCAGGACGUUUGCUGGGCCCAGUUCUACACUCACCACCGACACCCCAGAACAAAGACCUCAUUCAUCUGUGACAAGCACCACCCAGAAUUAUCUUGGUGAUACGCUGAUACUGACUUCGGCUGACACGGAAAUGAAUACAUUCCAAGGACCCCCGACCAUGAUAAUGCCAUCAACAAGCGGAAUAGACGUGGUGAAUACAGGGAUGGACACGUUCCAGACAGAUAGCGAAAGCACUCGAAUUAUAAAUGUUCUAACCACUAUGUUGUUGCCCACCUUAAUGUUGGACACAUCCGCUACUCUUUCCUUUGACCGUCCCCUUCCUCCAACCAGUAUGCAUGGUAGUGUUCUUCCCAACAGUGACAGUGUUCAAGUCGUAUCAGCCACAGCAACAGAUAUAGUUACGUCAUAUCCGUCCACGAUUGCGCAUGUCUCAUUGCUAUGUUCCUGUCCAUGCUGGAGACAGACGUUACAAGGAACCAAGGCUGACAUUCUUAAACAGCUUGACAGCAUAUUGGAGGAGGUUCGAAAGAACCUGACUCUCGAUAAAGACACACUGUCGGCUACAAUACGGAAACGAAUCAGUGCCCCUGACGCUCGGAAAUCUGCAACUGGGGUCGGUGCUAUUGGCACUGGUGUCGUGACGUUUUUCUUCAGCCUGGUAGUCUUUGGGGACAUCGUCUCGUUUGUUCUUGGCUGUGUCAGAUGGUUUGGUAAAACUGUUAACAUUAAAGUUGGGAUAGCAUCCUAAUUCACCGCUGUUGUGAUGGGAAUGAAAUUUGAAUCGCUACUACUCGAACAUAUUGCGCAUCAUUAAAUUUACAUGUAGUAUAGAACUACAAUAAUGCAAUAUGUCAUUGGUGUUUGUGAAAGCAUUAUUUAUUAAAACAGUUGGUUUGAUUGAAAUCAGCAUAGCUUUGUUCGAGAGUCAAGAAGUUGAGACUUGCAUGUAUUUGACAAUUAUGAAAUUGCUAUACGAUAUUAUGUACGUGUUAGUUCAACUUAUUUAAAGCAUGGCCCAUCAUAAACAUUUGUUACAUGGUGUAAAUGUUUUUGUUUGGUUCUUUUCUUCUUCAAAUAUUGUAAAUUAGGUCUUCUUUGAGCACGUGUAUAAAAUUCAAAGUACAGAUUUGUCAUGUCAUUUGGAGUAGGGUCAUUAUUCAUGCUUGUUUGAGGUUAGUUUAGAAGAUACCCUGUAAAUAGCAUUUUAGCAAAGUCUAUGUCUCGAAACAGUUUUGAGAAGUGUGUUUUUUUAACCAAAUGGAUGCCCGUGUACUGUACAAAAAACGGAUAUGAGGGAUGAUUUCAUUGCGUCUUAAUCGUCCCAGAACACUUUUUGAGAAGAAUUGGUAAAAACAAGCAGCAGAGAGACCGACGAUGAUCUUAUCACUUCGUUAGGUAAUCUUAUUGUAAUGAAAUACAUGGUGUAAUA